UGGCGGAAUGAAUACAACCACAGUUCAAGUGUUUCCAUUGCACACAAAUUACUCGUAAAACCUCUCUAGCAAGGGCGAUAUUGCGCGUACCCGUGACUCUCUUGCCAUAGAAAACAAAGCUGUCCGCGCGGCAUCCAUUACAGCCGAGUGUGCAGACUUCGGGAAUAUAUGAAUAUAGACGCUAGAAAACACUCCUAAAUAUGGAUUUACAGCGAGUAUAGGAUUAGUUGAUACUCGGGCCUGUAAGGGCAGUGAGACUGCAGGACACUCGCGAAACUGACGAAAUAUACAGUUUUUCUCGGGGCGCUUUGUCUUGGCCACCUAGCAAACCAUCAUUGGCAUUCGAUUGGAAGCUGUUCGCUAGAUGGGGGCUGGGGUACAUCGCCAUGUUGUUAUCAAAUAGUAACUGUUAAAAAAUACAUCUUGAAGUAAAGGCGGAAAUUUUGUCCACAAGGUCCUACCUUUUGGCCACAGGGAACCGAAUCUCUACAGUCGCGGAACCCACCACUGACUGUUGUCGUCGGUGACAUGGCGGAGCAAGGCUACUCUUCUUGGGCGUACUCCCUCGUCGACUCCAGCCAGGUGUCCACUUUCCUCAUCUCCAUCCUCCUCAUUGUCUAUGGCAGCUUCAGAUCAUUAAACAUGGACUGUGAGAACCAGGAGAAAGAUAAGGAUGGUAACCCAGUCCCAAAUGGGGCCUUCAACAAUGGCAACACAAACAACAGUGAGUCUCACAUAUUUGGUAUUCAGACCAUAGACUCCACGCAGGCUCUGUUCCUGCCCAUAGGAGCCUCCGUGUCUCUGCUCGUCAUGUUCUUCUUCUUUGACUCUGUCCAGGUGGUUUUCACCAUUUGCACCGCAGUUCUUGCGACAAUUGCAUUUGCAUUCCUCCUGUUGCCAAUGUGCCAGUACUUGACCAGACCCUGCUCCCCACAAAACAAUAGGAUCUCGUUUGGCUGCUGUGGGCGCUUCACUCUGGCCGAGCUCCUCGCCUUCUCCCUCUCUGUCAUGCUGGUGCUGAUCUGGGUGCUGACUGGACACUGGCUGCUCAUGGACGCUCUAGCCAUGGGGCUGUGUGUGGCCAUGAUAGCGUUUGUGCGGCUGCCGAGUCUAAAGGUGUCUUGCCUGCUGCUGUCAGGGCUGCUCAUCUAUGACGUGUUCUGGGUGUUCUUCUCGGCCUACAUCUUCAACAGCAACGUGAUGGUGAAGGUGGCCACCCAGCCGGCUGACAACCCCUUAGACGUGCUGUCCAGGAAGCUCCACCUGGGCCCUGGGAUGGGCCGUGACGUCCCACGCUUGUCGCUGCCUGGCAAGCUGGUUUUCCCCAGUUCCACAGGCAGUCACUUCUCCAUGCUGGGGAUCGGGGACAUAGUGAUGCCGGGGCUACUGCUGUGCUUCGUGCUGCGCUACGACAACUACAAGAAGCAGGCCAACGGGGAGGCGGGGAGUCCAGGCACGCCGGGACGCAUGGGGCGCGUCUCCUACUUCCACUGCACUCUCAUCGGAUACUUUGUGGGCCUGCUGACUGCCACUGUGGCCUCCAGGAUCCACCGUGCGGCUCAGCCUGCCCUGCUCUACUUGGUGCCCUUCACCCUGCUGCCUCUACUCACCAUGGCCUACCUGAAGGGAGACCUGCGGCGUAUGUGGUCAGAGCCUUUCCACACAAAGGCCAGCAGCUCCCGCUUCCUGGAGGUAUGAUGCACCCUGGGAACACAGCCAGCGUGGGGAGGACCAGGGACCCCUACCCCCUGUCCUGAGAGAAAGGGAGCGAGCGGGAGAGUUGCACACUGAAGAGAGGCCUCGUCCUCCUCAUCACUAGUUCAUUCUUUCCACCCAUCCUCUGAGCAGCAGACCUCACAUAUGGACAGCAGUGUGUGGACCUCAUUGCCAGACAUAACUCCUCAUUGCUUCCUGUUUUCCUCUCUCUCAUCUCUUCCCUUUCUUUCCUUAUCUUCUCACACUUCUAUUUUUGUCCUCUCUCUCGCUUCCCUACUUUUCCAUCCCUCACCCACCUCCCCCUCCCUUACCAUGGUCCAUUUCAUUUUGUCAGGCCUCUCCCUCUCUCCUUUUGCUCUUGGUCUCUGUUUUACUACCGCCCCUCCGUCCCCUCAUCUGUGUAUCUCACCGUCUCUGCCGGACUCCAAGGCCAGGCCUCCCCCUAUAUGGACUACUGUGUGUGGGAUGUGACUGAGGCUUUUUUUUAGCAUCAUCUCCAUUACAGUUAUUGUUAUUAUUCUGGAAUGAACUGCAGAGGAGGAUAGGAGAGUAGGCAGAACUGUUGCUGCCACUACGCAGGACAAUGACAUCAGUGCACAGGACCAGCAGCCUACGGGAGAGCGAGAAGGAACGGCAACGGUUCAUCAGUCGCUCCCUCCAUCCAUCCAUCUCUCUGCCCUCCAUCUACCCCUCUGUCCCCUGAACGCCUCCUCUUUUUCCUCAACACCCUCCCCCUCUCUAACAAGCUCACCUUUCGUCAUUCGCUGCCCCAUCACAGAUACAGGUAUUUUAUUUAGAAAAUAUUUUAUUCUUGGCAUAUACAGAAAUUAUGCAUUAUAAAUUGUGAAUGUGUCCCUACUAUUGAGGGGGAAAGCAUCUCUCUUUGUAUAUAUAAAUGUGUACACAAGUAUUUGGGUGUCAUGGUGUGUGUGUGUGUGUGUGAGCGCAUAGUAUGUGAGACUGUGUUAUUUCAUUAUUAUGAACCAUUGAAUGAUGUUUUUGAUUUUAGAUCCAGGACAGGUAUAAAAGACAUUGACAAUGAGAACUUGUGGUUUGACAUUUAGAGAGUGGGGGUUGAUGGGACAUGUCGUUUUUUGGGCAGGUCUCUUACUUGGAUCACAGCUCGGUUCUAUAAGGUUAGACACACUAGGAGUGGUUUACUUGUGAACACAUUCCCUCCCAUGAGUGACAAAAUGGACAUCGGGGAAACAAAGUUAACCCUCGACAUGUGCCGUGGCUGCACCUGGAGGUGUGUCUGUUUGUGUGUGUGUGCCUGGUCUUAUAGAAUUACCUCUAUAAAGUCUGUAAUGGACCUUGAGGGAGGAAAUCUCUAUUACGCCCUUCAGAGGGAUUUAUCUCAAUAAAGGAUUGUAAUCAAUGGACCCUGAGAGGUUAACUAACCCAUAGCUAGGUUUUACUGUCAAAGGUUGGGUAUCCCAACAGUUAUUGGAUGUUUUUGGAUUGUCAUUCCUCCCACAGUUUUGUGGUGCUUGUCAGUUAGAUCAGGGCUUCUCAAACCCCUCUGGGUGCACGUUUUGUUUUUUUCCCUAGCACAACACAGCUGAUUGAAAUAAUCAAAGCUUGAUGAUGAGUUGGUUAUUUGAAUCAGCUCUGUAGUGCUAGGGCAAAAAACCAAAACGGGGGCCCCAGGACCCAGUUUGAGAAACCGUGAAUUAGAUCAUAGCUUAAACAAUGCUGGAAUUAAAGUGUGUGCGUGUGAAAGAGUGUUUGUGAGAGCAAAACAGUCGGAGGGAGAGAGAGACUUGAAUGGAAAAUGCAGUUUACUGGCUUCCUGUCUUGAGUUUUAUUUUUUACCUGUUUUUUAUGUUUGUUCUCUGGCCUUGCAUGUCAAGUGUACAGUGUGUCAUUCCUCAGACUGCAGCAACAGGGCAGAGACUGCUGGCACAAACCAAUGCAUUAAGCUUUGCCAGCAAGGCUGCAGAGAGGAAAGUUACAUGGACAUAGGCCAGAAGUCUGGAGGACUAAACAGUUCUGACCCAAAAGGCCGCCUGGCAGAUCUGAGACUCGUUUAGCCCCGAAUUUCACUCUUAAUACAUUACCUGGACAUUGUCUGGCUGUGGGACAGACCACUGUCGGACAGCCUAAACAUCAUGGACCUGUAUGUUACCACAACAACUCCAUCCCUGUCCUCUCUGCCUCUUUAUGGACUUGGCAAAGAAAAGAGAACUGAUGAUGAUCAUAGUGAUGAAUAAUUGAAGAAAAAUACAGAUGUUUUCAUUUUUUUAUGGAAGAUGGCUUUCUAUUUCUCCCCUUGUUUGUAUGUUUUAGGGGUUUCUUAGUUUUCCAUCUUAUACUUUUCUUUCCUCCUCCCUUGCAGCAGAGGGCUCUAGCUCUUUUGCUGCGUUGACAUUACAGCUGAAUGGAUUCUGUAUAAAAAAAUAUAUAUAUAUUUAAAACUGUUUAGUGACACAUGAAUCCUAAUGAGCUGAAUCUAAAACAGUUUGUCUCCUUUAACCCCCCCUGUUCCUUUCCCUCCAUUCAGUCAGGAUUCUGCUGUAAAUAAAAGAUGAUUCUAACUGUA
Messenger RNA from Coregonus clupeaformis (lake whitefish), 4258 nucleotides. Its product is annotated as signal peptide peptidase-like 3. Gene Ontology annotation, cellular component: cytoplasmic side of endoplasmic reticulum membrane; lumenal side of endoplasmic reticulum membrane; Golgi-associated vesicle membrane. The record is from RefSeq and is a predicted model, not a curated record. Gene Ontology annotation, molecular function: aspartic endopeptidase activity, intramembrane cleaving. NCBI's taxonomy places the organism in Eukaryota, Metazoa, Chordata, Actinopteri, Salmoniformes, Salmonidae. The transcript has 11 exons. Gene Ontology annotation, biological process: membrane protein proteolysis. The coding region runs from base 529 to 1698 and encodes 389 amino acids.